GGUGCGGGGGGCGGUCGGCUCGCCCCUGGGCCGUGUCGACGCCUCGUCCCGCCCGCAGUCCGCUCGGGGCCGGCGAGCUGCCUCCCGCAGCUGAGGGGCUGCGGCCGCUCUCCCCGCGGCGGCAUGGAGGGGAGUCCCGAGCCCGAGAAGCCGUAGAGCCGCUGCCCCCGGCCGCCCUGCCCAGCCCUGCCCUGCCCUGCCCGGCGAUGGGAGCCGGCCCGGCCGGGGCAGCUGCGGGCGGGACGCCGUCCCCCGCCGGGCGGACGCUGCCGGCGGCGCGGAGAGGCGAACACGGAUUAAUUGCUGCUCCUAUAGAGACUUCCCUGCUUCACCUCUGGCCGAUGUGACUCUGGGGGAAGGAUCAUGACUGAAGUCCUCUUCUCGGCUGCUUUGAAUGGAACUGAACCCAACCUGUUAUCCAGCAGCGGCUGGUCUGUGGGAAAUGCCACCACCAAGUGUUCCCUGACCAAAACUGGCUUCCAGUUCUAUUACCUGCCCACCGUCUACAUUCUGGUCUUCAUCACUGGGUUUUUGGGCAACAGCGUGGCCAUCUGGAUGUUUGUCUUCCAUAUGAGGCCUUGGAGUGGCAUCUCAGUUUACAUGUUCAACUUGGCGCUAGCCGACUUCUUGUACGUCUUGACUCUGCCUGCCCUCAUCUUUUAUUACUUCAAUAAAACAGACUGGAUCUUCGGAGAUAUCAUGUGCAAGCUGCAGAGGUUCAUCUUCCACGUGAACCUGUAUGGCAGCAUUUUGUUUCUGACUUGCAUAAGCGUGCACAGGUACACAGGAGUGGUGCAUCCCCUGAAGUCCCUGGGCAGGCUGAAGAAGAAGAACGCGGUGUACAUCAGCAGCCUGGUCUGGGUCAUUGUGGUGGCCGCCAUCUCUCCAAUACUCUUCUACUCAGGGACAGGGAUCAGGAAAAAUAAAACCACGACCUGCUACGACACAACAGCUGAUGAUUACCUGAGAAGUUACUUCAUUUACAGCAUGUGCACCACCGUGUUUAUGUUCUGCAUCCCGUUCAUACUGAUCCUUGGCUGCUACGGGCUCAUUGUGAAAGCUUUGAUUUACAAAGAUCUGGACAAUUCUCCUCUCAGGAGGAAGUCCAUUUACCUGGUUAUCAUUGUGUUGACGGUUUUUGCAGUGUCUUACCUUCCCUUCCAUGUGAUGAAGACCUUAAAUCUAAGAGCCAGGGUGGAUUUUCAGACACCACAAAUGUGUGCCUUCAACGACAAGGUUUAUGCCACUUACCAAGUGACCAGAGGUCUGGCCAGCCUCAACAGCUGUGUGGACCCCAUCCUUUACUUUCUGGCAGGUGAUACCUUUCGAAGGCGUCUUUCCAGGGCAACCAGGAAAUCAUCCAGAAGAAGUGAACACAACGUGCAGUCCAAAAGUGAGGAAAUGACUCUCAAUAUUUUAGCUGAGUAUAAACAGAACGGAGACACCAGUUUGUGACUGAACGUGAAGGAUUGGGGAGUGGGUUUGAAAAAUAAAUCCUCUGCUUUGAGACAGUAGGGCACUGUAGUGCUACAAGUGUCUGAGGAAAACCAACCAGCCUCUCAAAUUUGUUUUAGGUAAAGCCUCAUUUUCUGAUCUUAGAGAAAGCUUAACAAAGUCAGUGGAAGAAUUUUAAUGGAAAAUAACACAUAAAAAUUUAUCCUUCCUCCUCCUUACAAUGUUCUCAUUUCUUUCUGACUUGUGUCAGGUAAAGUAAAAUGAAGUAAAUCCCCUCAAGGAAGGAAACCAUCCAAGUGCUUCUGGUUUAAUGACUUAGUCUCCCACCUUUGAAAACAUUCUCAAUCAGCCUCUCUUUAGAAACAGGAAACAAAAUGAGAGAGCUGUGCCUUCUCUUCUGAGACUCAAGUCCACACGCUUAGCCUUUCGCUCACUUGCUGUGGUCAACAAGCACUUAAAUCCAAGUCACAAUGCAGUUAUUUCACCUUUUUUGCAGCUUUAUUAUGUCUUCAUCUACUUCUAGUGUUGAUAAUUAUUUGAUAGUUUGGUAGCGUUUCUGAUUCAGUCUUUUUGAGUGCUGGUGUUUUACAAAAGGUAGGCUUCCUGGUGUGUGCAUGACUCUGUUUUCAGGUUGCAAUGGUUGUUCAUGAAAAACCUGGGCACCCCCCUUAAAGGCAAAUUGGCUCCCAGGUGAACUGGCCCCUCAGCCACGGGCAGCUCCCCCCAGGAGCCCGCUUUGCACCUGGGAGCCUUGCUGGAAUUCUCCAUGGGUACAGCAGGAGAAACCUGUGGGCUGAAAAUAACUGUACCUUCCCAACAAGUACACACAUGGUCACUUGGGUCACCCGUGUUCUCAUGUGAUACAAGAAUAGUUCUGUUCCUGGUAAUCUCUAGAGGUAAAGUAAGCAUUUUUUCCCAAGAAAAUAGUUAUGAUCAUGGAUAAUAUACAUACAUGGAUUAUAUAUAGAUAAUAAAUGGGGGACUAGGUUUGCUUUGCAUUGUGACAAAUAAAUUUCUGUAUUAACAAGAUGUUGCAAUAUACUACAGACUAAAUCCGUCCCUUUAUUAUGUAUCUUCUCCAAAUGUGGGAUAGGUCAUCCAAACUUAGUCACACCACAGUAUUGUGUAACACGAGGGGUAGUGAUCAGAGCACAUAUGAAAUCUUACAUGGGCAGUGUUAUUCGUGUCUCAUAGUUUUAAGAAGUGUAUUUGAAAAUACUGUGUGCUAAAAAUGGUAUGAAAGCAUGCUCUAAAUUAUCAAGUUAGUGUACAAAAUGAAGUUCUGUGUAAUCUUAAGGGUGAUUUUAACAGGUCCUCGUUCCUCCAGUUUUCGUAGUAAGAGUAAAAUAUUGGUAUUUUACUUACUGAUUUCCAGUGAUUAGUAAGAAACAAGAAUAGCUCUAGUUAUUUUUUGCCAACAUUGUAAAGCAGCUUCUGUUCACACGUACAGCUUCAUAAUCUGCAAAAUCCCUAUUUAUUGAACUUAUUUAUUAGAAGGCUAAGUGUAAAGUAUGUAAAGUGUGGUUCUCCGUGUUCAUAUUCAGAAUUGGGCAUUAAUGGAAAAUUUAUCAGCAUGUUUCAGUCACUGUAAUACCGUGUCUUCUAACAGAACAUAUUUAUAAUAAACUCAAUUCCACCCUGA
Calypte anna (Anna's hummingbird) is the source of this 3097-nucleotide messenger RNA. RefSeq names its product purinergic receptor P2Y1 (gene P2RY1). Lineage: Eukaryota; Metazoa; Chordata; Aves; Apodiformes; Trochilidae. Gene Ontology annotation, molecular function: A1 adenosine receptor binding; G protein-coupled ATP receptor activity; ATP binding. Gene Ontology annotation, biological process: relaxation of muscle; phospholipase C-activating G protein-coupled receptor signaling pathway; platelet activation. The transcript is spliced from 2 exons. Gene Ontology annotation, cellular component: plasma membrane. The record is from RefSeq and is a predicted model, not a curated record. Bases 364 to 1455 code for a protein of 363 amino acids.